CACGGGGUUCCACGCUCUGCCCUGCGCUGCCCGCGGAUCCCCCGCAGGGCCAAUGGGGAAUAGUGGGAGGAUGCGCCUGAGCCGCGUGUGCUGCGUCUUCUACCAGCUGUGCGUUCUGUCCAGCGGACUGGCAGCAGCACCCGCGGCACCCGGCCCGGCGACGGGCAGCUCUCGGGAAGUGCGCUCCGUCUCCUCCUCGGUGGAGGGUCCGGCGCAGGCCGCAGGAGAGGCGGCCGAGGAGGAGGACGCCGAAGAUGAGUACGAGUCUCAGGAGUUUUACCACUGGCCCCCCCUGCCUCAGGGCUCUGGUGCCACCCCGCAGCUGCCAGCAACACUCCCCCCCCCACCGCCUUUGGCCGAGGAUGGUGACGAAGUGUUGCUGAGGAUCCCGGCUUUUGCUCGGGAGCUCUAUCUGCUGCUCAAGAGGGACAGCCGCUUCCUGGCUCCUGGCUUUGCUGUGGAGGAACGACACGGAGGCGACAGCAAAAGCCCACAGGGUACUGCGCAAGGGCAGCCUGAGAGAGCUUGUUACUACAGUGGUGCUGUGCUUCGCUACCCAGGCUCCUUCGCCUCCUUCAGCACCUGUGGUGGAUUGCAACUUGUUAUUUUGUUGUGUUUUGUUUUGCUUUUAAAAACUCGAAAAUUCAGCAUGGGAAUAAACCAUGACAAUGACCACCCAUCCUGUGCAGAUGGUCUCCAUAUCAUGUCUGGAGAAUGGAUUAAAGGACAGAAUCUUGGUGAUGUUUCAUGGUCCCGCUGCAGCAGGGAAGAUCUGGAAAGAUUUCUCAGGUCAAAGGCCAGUAACUGUCUGCUACAAACGAAUCCUCAAAGCCUCAAUUCUGUGAUUAUUCCCUCCAAGCUCCCAGGGAUGACAUACACUGCAGAUGAGCAAUGCCAGAUUAUUUUUGGACCAACUGCUUCUUUUUGCCAAGAAAUGCAGCAUGUCAUAUGCACUGGGUUGUGGUGUAAGGUGGAAAGCGAGAAGGAAUGCAAAACUAAACUGGAUCCACCUAUGGAUGGAACAGACUGUGAGACUGGAAAGUGGUGUAAGGCUGGAGAAUGUACCAAUCGGACAACGUUGGUGGAACAUAUGGAGGGGGAGUGGAGCAUGUGGAGCACUUGCAGCCGUACUUGCAACACUGGAAUCAGCAGUCGACAGCGCAAAUGCCCUGGUCUGGGCGUUGAAGGUGAGUGUCAUGGCCCCGUGAUGCAGUAUAGAAUAUGUGAAAAUCCUUCCUGUCCUGCUGGUGUGCCUGCCUUCAGAGACUGGCAGUGCCAGGCUUUAAGUGUCAGAUCUUCUUAUCAGAAGCAUGUGCACCAAUGGCAGGCUGUCAUUGAUGAUGAAAAGCCAUGUGCCUUAUUCUGUACACCGUCUGGAAAGGAUCAACCCAUUCUUCUAACAGAAAAAGUGAUGGAUGGGACUUCCUGUGGCCAGCAUGGGUUAGAUAUCUGUGCAGAUGGUAGAUGCCAGAAAUUUGGCUGCGACGGUAUAAUAGGCUCUCUGGCCCGUGAAGAUCAUUGUGGUGUAUGCAAUGGUAAUGGAAAGUCUUGCAAGGUCAUUAAGGGUGACUUUAACCAUACCAGAGGAGCGGGUUAUGUGGAAGCUUUGGUGAUACCUGCAGGAGCAAGGAGAAUCAAAGUUGUGGAAGAAAAACCAGCUCACAGUUACUUAGCUCUUCGAGAUGCUGGUAAACAGUCUAUCAAUAGUGACUGGAAGAUAGAACAUUCAGGAACGUUCAAUAUUGCUGGGACCACUGUCCAUUAUGUUCGAAGAGGUCUCUGGGAGAAGAUUUCUGCCAAAGGUCCCACAACUUCUCCCUUACAUUUACUGGUGCUGCUUUUCCAUGACCAGAGCUAUGGUCUACACUAUGAGUACACAAUCCCACUGGAUCCUCCUCCUGAGAAUCAGAGCUCUAAAGUUCCAGAACCUCUUUUCAUGUGGACUCAUUCUGGCUGGGAGGAUUGUGAUGCUGUGUGUGGAGGAGGUGAAAGAAAAACAACAGUCUCUUGCACAAAGAUUAUGAACAAAAAUAUCAGUCAUGUGGACAACAAGAAGUGCAAAUAUUUAACAAAACCUGAACCACAGAUCCGAAAGUGCAACGAGCAGCCAUGCCAGACCAGGUGGAUGAUGACUGAAUGGACUCCAUGUUCAAGGACAUGUGGAAAAGGGACGCAAAAUAGACAAAUAGCCUGCACACAGCAGCUCAGAAAUGGGACCAUGAUCAGAGCAAGGGAGAGAGAUUGCCUUGGGCCAAAGCCUGCUUCUGCACAGCGCUGUGAAGGCCAAGACUGCAUGACUGUGUGGGAGGCAGGAGUCUGGUCUGAGUGCUCUGUAAAGUGUGGUAAGGGAGUACGGCAUCGGACUGUGAGGUGCACCAAUCCCCGCAAGAAAUGCGUUUUGUCCACAAGACCUAAAGAAGCAGAGGACUGUGAGGACUAUUCCAAAUGCUAUGUCUGGAGAAUGGGAGACUGGUCUAAGUGCUCCGUUACCUGUGGCAAAGGAAUGCAGUCCCGAGUCAUUCAGUGCAUGCACAAGAUUACAGGAAGGCAUGGUAAUGAAUGUUUUUCUUCAGAAAAACCUGCAGCCUACAGACCCUGUCAUCUCCACCCCUGCAAUGAGAAAAUUAAUGUUAACACAAUAACAUCACCCAGGUUAGCUGCUUUAACAUUCAAGUGCCUGGGUGACCAAUGGCCGGUAUACUGCAGAGUGAUACGAGAGAAGAACCUGUGUCAAGACAUGAGGUGGUACCAGCGCUGCUGUGAGACAUGCAGGGACUUCUAUGCGCAGAAGAUGCAACAAAGGAGUUGACCUCUGUCAGGCUGGUUGGCUCUCAGCUCUUUGCAGUCUUAUUAUUUAUAAGCACUCAUUGAUGUACACACACACACACGCGCGUACACAUACACACACAUGCACGCUUUUUCAGACCAAAUACUAUGAUUACAUAUAAUUUAAUCAAAUUUAAUUUAUUUUUGCCUGCCAGACAUCCUUAAUUGUUUUGGUUAGACAGCCAACUUGUUUUAUCCUUCGAGGUUUUCAUAAUUAAUUUUUAUAUGAACAAUUUGGGAUACAUUUAUCAGAAUUUUUUAAAGAAUAGUAACUAGUAUUUUAAAUGUUUAUUUUCAGUAGGGUCAUCUCUCUGUUGCCAAAAGAAGCCACCAUGUUAUCUUGAAUUUAUUUUAAUUUAGCUGAAUAGUUUUGUUGUAUAUGGAAAUAAAGCCUUUUUUAAUUUUAUUAUAUUUUUGGCAGAAUGAUCUUGUGUAUUUUGCAACAGAUGUUGAGGUGAGUAAGCUAACAUUAUUGAGCAGGUUAUUACAGAAUGUAUUGUGAAAUCAGUUCAUUUGAUUUGAUUUAGAAUCAUGCUGUUGGGGAUAAUCUACUGUAACUUAUACCUAUUGUAAACAAGAAAAUUAAAAUAGAGAAGUAGGAAUUUUGAUCAUUCUCAUGGACACGUACUUGAACACAAGUAUUGAAUCAAUGAAACACUGUAGAGAUUUACACUGAAUCACUGUUGCACUGUUUGAGGUAGUGUAGAGAAAUGCAGUCCUAGAAAUUGUAACAUCCUAUGAAUCCACGUCUGUACUGUUUAGCAUGUCACUUGAUUUUAAACGUUUAGAAACAAAAAACCCAUGCCCCCCUAUACCUUUGUGCGUCCUCUUGCAGAUUUACAAAUGGAAGUCCUUUCUCCUGCCAUUUUUAUGAAUUAGUCUGUUAAACAUUUUCAAUUCUUUGUCAAUAAUUUAGGAAAUAGCUUUGUAAUUUUACUUUAGUUUAUCUUUGUUUUAUGAAAAAGUCUUUAUAAAAAUAAAAUGUUUUACAGUUUUGUGAAACGUUAUGAAACAGCUAAAAUUUUCCUUAUGAGAAAAUAUUGUACAUGAUUCACAUGACUUUUACAUUUUCAAUAAAAAGUGAAGCUUCUUUUGUUAUUUGCA
Messenger RNA from Meleagris gallopavo (turkey), 3930 nucleotides. The record is from RefSeq and is a predicted model, not a curated record. Lineage: Eukaryota; Metazoa; Chordata; Aves; Galliformes; Phasianidae.